This is a messenger RNA of Gongylonema pulchrum, 1689 nucleotides long. The record is from the annotation of a GenBank genome assembly. NCBI's taxonomy places the organism in Eukaryota, Metazoa, Nematoda, Chromadorea, Rhabditida, Gongylonematidae.
AUGGAAGAAAUUCGAUGGCGCAGAAACUCAUGGGCGCCAUCAGUGCAUGCAGAACCGUUAGAAAUCAUCGAGGAAUCGGUGAUCGGAGCUGCUCCUGUAACGCUUAACAUGACCAAUAAGGUACUGCUGCAGUUCAUGCCGCUGCGCCUCCCAAAUCCAUUUCUUAUAAAUGGAGCUGCUCGUCCAGGUUCUGCUCGAUUUAUUGUUUCGCAAAAGUCAAGACGACCACUGAUGAGGACUUCUAGCACUGAUUUCAUGGAGCAGGAUUGCCGCUCGGCUCUUAGUGCAUUCCAGUUUCUCGAUGAUGAUUGUUGCAGCAUAUCUGAAUCACCCCAGUCCUCUCUUGGAUCAGCAUUCUCAGCAUUGGAUUUCUCGAUGCGUUCCGAGCAAAUUGACAUGAUCCGGGACUGGCUGAGUCCGGCGAAGACAAGUGAUGCAAAUUUUAGGAUUGAAUGUACUGUUGUGCGCGAUUUGCUCGAUUCCGAAAUCGAUUAUGUUGGUGCGCUGAGGCUUGUUGUCCAGGAUUUUUUGCCCGAAAUGGCCCGAAUUGACAUUCCGACGGCAUUGCGUGGUAAAAAGUCGUGCAUCUUUGGCAAUAUUGAAAAACUCUUUCAAUUCCACGCACAUUCCUUUUUGCCUCAGCUCAUCUCGCGACUAAGUUCUUUUGAAUUGUACGCCUUAUAUGCUAAAAAUAAGCCAAAAUCGGACCAACUUAUGCGUGAAGCUGGACAAAAAUUUUUCAGUUCUGUGCAGAGUCUCGCUGAUCUAUCGCAUUUGCUUAUCAAACCGAUCGAAAGGAUAGGAAAAUAUGCUCUCGCACUGCAACAGCUUCUUAAUGCCGCUCCACCGAAUAAAACGGAUGUUUUGGAAAUGCUGGGAAAAGUGGCAGCGAUAGUGGGGCAUCAGGUUCGUCGUGGAGCCGAUUUGCUGGCUAUGGAACGAAUAACUGGUUGCGACUUGAACCUUCGAGAACAGGGUAGUUUGCUGCGGCACGACACAAUGUACGUUACGGAAAAACGUGGCCUGCAGUCCAAAAAACGUGUUCGAAAUGUGUUUCUAUUCGAGAACUGUGUUGUGCUUGCAAAGCCGAAAUUAUCGCGAUCCUGGCGAGGAAGCAGUUUUGAUGAACUAAAGUAUAAAAGUAGUAUUCAGAUGACUGAUUGCGGCUUAACUGAAAUGGUGAAGGAUUCGAGAGUCAAAUUUGAAUUGUGGUUUCGAAAGCAAAAGAAUUCAUUCACAUACAUAAUGGAGGCGCAAACUGCAUGCAUUCGCGAUGCUUGGGUCGAGGAUAUUCGAAACAUGCUAUGGGAGCAAGCAAUCCGAAGUCGAGAAAAGAACAUCCGUGAGAAGUCAAAUAUGGGCAUCGAGAUGCAUUCCUCUUCCUACAUACAUUUGCCUCCACGUGCUACGCUGGCUGGACUACGAGAAUAUGGAUUCCUUGAGGGCACUCGACGUCCACGUUCUCUGAUUUCAUUGACAGCUUCGUCAUGCUCAAGCUCCAACAAUCUUGGGCGGAUGCAAGCUGGACGAGCAGCAUGCGAUAUUGGUGGCGAUCUUUGUCGAGUGGAAGAAGAUGAUGAGUGGGGGGAAAGCAUGCACGAAUCUGCCGCUUCGGCAAAACAUCCCGAAAGUACACUGCCUCGUUUCCGGGCUCCACCACCGCCAGUUGUCAAAGACUUGGAUCAGUAA